GGGAGGGACGGCUUGUCGUCGCAUGUGAUUAGUGGGUGUGUGUUGUCUUCCUCCUCAUUCAGUGCGACGUUUUUAUUAAAGUUGUAAGAUGGCGACGGUGCAUCUGAGGAUCGGGGACCUAGUGUGGGGGAAGCUCGGGCGUUACCCACCAUGGCCAGGAAAGGUAGUAAGCCCCCCAAAGGACCUGAAAAAGCCCAGGGGUAAAAAAUGCCAUUUUGUGAAAUUCUUUGGAACUGAAGACCAUGCCUGGAUUAAAGUAGAACAGCUGAAGCCCUAUCACGCUCACAAAGAGGAGAUGAUCAAGAUAAAUAAAGGAAAGCGCUUCCAGCAGGCGGUUGAUGCAGUGGAAGACUUCCUAAAGAAAGCAAAGGGAAAAGAACAGAACUCAGAGGGUAAAGGAGAUUCAAAGGGAAAGAAGACCCCUAACAAGCCACUGAAAAUACUGGAGGAGGAUGAUGAGGAUCUUAGUGCACUGAAGGACCCUUCUGAGAAGGACUUGACUGACUCUGACCCCGAGCCAUCCGCUAUUGAGAGGCUGGGGGCUGGACCUGGCUCAGGAUUCAAAUGGGAAAGCAGUCCUGUAAAGGACGACCCACAUUUCCAUCACUUCCUUCUGAGCCAGUCUGAGAAGCCAGCCUCAUCAAUGGAACCCAUCAGCAAGCGCCUGAAGAUCAUUGAAGAGGACACAGGGUCAACAUCUAUCCAAGCAGCCGACAGCACAGCCAUCAAUGGCAGCAUCACACCCACAGAUAAAAGGAUAGGGUUCCUGGGUCUGGGGCUGAUGGGUAGUGGUAUAGUUUCCAACCUGCUGAAGAUGGGUCACGUGGUCACCGUGUGGAAUCGCACAGCAGAAAAGUGUGACCUGUUCAUUCAGGAGGGCGCCAGGUUAGGCCGGACUCCUGCAGAGGUGGCUUCCACGUGUGACAUCACCUUUUCCUGCGUCUCUGACCCAAAGGCUGCCCGGGAUUUGGUGCUCGGACCCAGUGGGGUGCUGCAGGGAAUCAGGCCAGGGAAAUGCUAUGUGGAGAUGUCCACUGUUGACCCAGAGACCAUCACAGAACUCUCACAGGUGAUCACGUUGCGGGGCGGCCGUUUCCUGGAGGCUCCAGUGGCAGGAAGCCAGCAGCUCUCCAAUGAUGGGAUGCUGGUCAUCGUGGCAGCUGGUGACAGGACAGUCUAUGAGGACUGCAGCAGCUGCUUCCAGGCCAUGGGCAAGACCUCCUUCUUCCUAGGUGAAGCAGGGAAUGCAGCGAGGAUGAUGCUGAUCCUCAACAUGGUGCAGGGCAGCUUCAUGGCCACCAUUGCAGAGGGGCUUACUCUGGCCCAGGCCACUGGCCAAUCACAGCAGACCUUCCUGGACAUCCUGUGCCAGGGCCAGAUGGCGAGCACCUUUGUGGACCAGAAAUGCCAAAAUAUUUUACAGGGCAACUUUAAACCAGACUACUAUUUGAAACAUAUUCAGAAGGAUCUGAGGCUGGCCAUCUCCAUGGGCGACAUGGCCAACCAUCCAACCCCAAUGGCUGCGGCUGCCAAUGAGGUUUACAAGAGGGCUAAGGCACUGGACCAGUCAGACAAUGAUAUUUCUGCAGUCUACCGAGCCUACAUUCACUAGAGUGUGGUGUGGCCUAUCCCCUGGACCAGUCUUUAAUCCCUUCUUAUUUCUCCCUCAUUAUUUACUGAGUUUUAUUUUCAAUUCUAGUUGUUUUCUUUCAUUUAGCCCCAAUGGCAGCCAUGUUACUUGCCCACAAGUCAUCGAUUGUAAUUAAUUUUUUAGAGGAAACCUUGAGCAUUGUACUGACUGUACUGGGGGAAUAUACCCUGUAAUGGUGUGUUCAGAACAAACACGAAGUGGAUUUUGGCCAAAUGUGAGUUUGGCCCCUGGACUGUUUGUGGAGUAACUGGAGACGGCAGAGAAGGGUUGUGCUGACUUUGUUUGUAGUAAAGAAAAAAUGAUGGCUGUAUUCACAUUCGUAUUUUCAGAUUUAACCUGGUCCUCCUACUCUUACUGUUUCUAUAAAGUACAGAUUUAUAAUAGAACUCACUGUCCACAGACGAUGACAAUAAGUUUGUCCAUUUCUUUUGCUCAAAUUGAAAAUGUCUCAAUUUCAGCAAACACAUGUUCAUGUGCACCGGCACAAAUUUGCCUCACUGCUUUGAUUUAGAAUGAAAUCACAGCAUGGGGAAACUAUUUUGAUCUGAACACACCAUGAGAUUGCUCCAAACGAGGUUGUACUACUGCUGUGGGAGCAGUUUGUCUGGUUUCUGACAACUCAAAAAAAGGAAAGUGGUAGAAGUAACGCAGGGUGUUGGGCGAGGUGGUCGGGGCAUUGCUACUGUGAAGAGCAGCGUGUCAGACUCGGUCCAGAGACAAUGCUGUCAGGUAGAGUGGAUACAGAAACCCUAAAGAUUUUUUUUGUUAAUGUGCAAAUGAAGAGUUUAUUUAAUUGAGUGUAAUAUUUGCUUUUCUUUUUAAUCGUCCAGAAUUCCAUGAGAGAAAACACCAAGAACAUGCCACUGCAUUGCCUUAAUAUUGUAACCCCUCAAGUCUUUCAAUGAUAGAUGUAUUUAUUUGUGCUUUUUUCCAGGUCUUCUUGGUGCAGUAUCUAUAUGGCUUGUUUCUGUGUUUGACCACAUGAUGUGUGCUUUUACGUUGGUGUUAUUGAUUACUCUUUCUUGAAGCGGUAAAGGACAGAGCAACAGAUGUGUUGAGGCCUUAAAAUGCAGUAAUAAUUGAAAUGACUCAAGACUUGAGGUUCCCACAUUAGAACCCCUUCAUUGUUUUGUUUGGAAGAGUUCUCAGUUCUACAGUUUUUUUUUUUUUAAUAUAUUAACCUGUAACGAGAUGAAUCCACUUCUUGAGUUGCAUUUUAACUGAAGUUCAUGAUUAAGCCCAAGUGUCAUGUUGUUGUUUCUGCUAAGUUAUAAGUAUAAAUGGCUAAAUUCUGAAGGCCAAGAUUAGAGCAUCAAGGGGCAAAAAUCUCAGAUUAAAAGACCAACUAAUGAAACAGUUUGAUGUGGUUCAGUGGUGGGAAUGUUUCAUUAGUCUUAAAGACUGGCACUGGAAUAAAUAAAACAUCCUCAGUUCACUUGGGACUUUUUAUUGAGGAGCUGUUUUAUCACUCUAGCACACACACAGACAAACAACACUUUAACUUAACUGUUUGUUCCAUUUCCAUAUUGUUACUUUUAUCACUUCUUUCUUACAUCGCCCUCCAAAACACUUCAGGUGAAGUACAGAGAGGGCCCGUUGCUGAUCACAUGACAGAGAGGGUCCAUCUUCACCACACAGUAGAGGUCCUCACAAGUCCACUGGGUUCUUAACAUACAAGACCUGAUUCAGUUCUGGAACCUGACUGAUUGAUACAUCAGCAGUAUUAUCAGCUGAUAAAGGCUCAUUACAGAUUGAUUAAAUCAACCCAUGUCAGUAAAGAAAUACUAAAGGUGUGUUAGAGGUCACUGUUACUGACUCUACGUGAUCUUUGUACUAAUAUAUGCAAAAUACUAUAAAGGGGUUAUCGCAACACAAAUGUACUGAAUUGUUAUUUAAGAAAUCUGUUGCAUGUUCAGAAGCCAAUAUGAGCAGAUCUAUUUUAUGAACUCAAAUGUUUAUGUUGAGAUCUGACCUCUAAAGACUGAUACCGAUGUGCUCUACUUGACUCCAUUUUAUUUUGAGUUUGAUCAGGUUGGAGCAUGUUGUGUUCUUCAAGCCCUCGGCUCUCUGUCAGUAUGUGUCACAUCCCAGUAGAUCCAAGCAGGCUGUUCUGAUAAUAAUAAUUAGUCUGUAACCACAACUUUCAGAGUUCAUGCAAUUUUCCUCAAGUCAUUUACUUUAAAAAUGUAAUUUACGUUCAACAAAUUUUCUGUGGUGGCCUGUUUUGGAAAGGAUUCAAAAUUGUGGACCUGUGAAGACCUCUACGCUGACGCAUGAAUCAUGCCCUAGAUAAGUCUGCAGAUGCACAUGACAAUGUCCAACAUAUGCAGAAAAACAUGUUGUGCAUGCUCUGCCAGAGGUGUUCUAUCCCUGCAGGAAAGAGUUCAGUAACUCAAGGUAUGUGUUGGAAUACUUGCAGAGUGAGUUUGGGGUGUUGCCCCUUGUUCCUUGUUUUGUUUAUCUCGUCAAUUUGGCCAACUCCACCUCAGAUCUAAUCUGCCCCGCGUGGUGUCAGGAAGUAGAUCCAGGACUGGGUCUAUCACACUAUCACGAUACCACUGCAAAUCUGUCAAAUACAAAUAAAAAGAAGAGGAAUGCACAUCAGUGUUCGACCCCACUGUCAAUGUGGGGUUGGUCACUGAGUGAUUCUAAACAGGAGCUAGCUGUAGCCCUGCUGCUCUGCCACUGACAUGAAGACAGUGUGAGGCGUUGGCCCAGUUAGAGGACCCAAACUGUAACUGCCCCCUGCAGGAGAAAAAGACCUCAGUGUUUUGUUCCUUUACUCUUAACAAGUUGAAACUGUAAAUAACUUUCUUAUAGUUUCUCUCAGCAGAAUCAUUGUUUUGUUUUACGUAAAUCCAGAAACCUGUUUUGCCAAACGAGUGAUAUUUAAGGUUUUUCAUUUAGGCUCAGUGUAAAGAAGUGUUUUUAGAAGAUGGAUGUAAAUAGCGUUAGUUUAAGUAGGGUUUAUUUUAUAUCUACAAUAACUGGGAUUAAUGAAAGCAACUUCUUUUUGGUUUUGACUCUACAGAGCGACUAACAUCUUUCUGGCUUAAUACUGUAGAUUGUUAAAGUGUAAUUGGUUUAUUCAUAUGUGGCUUAUUAUUAAUCUGGCUGAUUAUUGCAAUGAAAUGACAAUUACUUGAAUCCUGUUGAAGAAAGGGGGGUGUAACUUUGGUUUUGGGGAAAUGGAUGAUUUUGUGUACAUGUGGAGAUAUCAAGACUUUUGUGCUGUUUAAUAAAUUCUCUCCUGAUUACUGACA
Molecule: messenger RNA, 4914 nt
Organism: Hippoglossus stenolepis (Pacific halibut)
Lineage: Eukaryota; Metazoa; Chordata; Actinopteri; Pleuronectiformes; Pleuronectidae
Gene: glyr1
Product: glyoxylate reductase 1 homolog (Arabidopsis)
Exons: 16
Coding region: 89-1612 (507 amino acids)
Molecular function (GO): NAD binding; NADP binding; oxidoreductase activity, acting on the CH-OH group of donors, NAD or NADP as acceptor
Source: RefSeq, a predicted model, not a curated record